AUGACCUUUCCUGCGGCGACUCCCGAGGCUUUCCAGGGUACCAGCACGAGAGGAGAAAGUGCCGCUCUGCUCCUAGAGCCCCGCGAGACUGGACAAGUCGUAGUGCCGGGGGGACAGAAUGGGCAUGCAACUGCGGUGACCAAGGAUGGGCCCACGGCGAAGCCCUGGGCCCAUUUUGUCGCGGGAGGGAUCGGUGGCAUGGCCGCGGCCACCCUCACCUCUCCUCUCGACGUCCUGAAGACCCGUCUCCAGUCCGACUUCUAUCAAGCCCAACUGAGAACCCUGCACGCCCAGCACCCUCUACCUCAUAAACUCACCUUCACCUCCGUCCCCCGAGCGGCAUUUUUCCACAUCGCCGAGACGGUACAGAUCCUGCGAUCGAUAUACCAGCACGAAGGGUUCCGGGCGUUAUUCCGCGGCCUCGGCGCAAACCUGAUCGGCGUUGUACCCGCACGGAGCAUCAACUUCUACGUGUACGGAAAUGGCAAGAGGAUACUGAACAACUACUUCAACCCCGAGGGGCGGGAGAACGUCUGGAGCGUCCAUCUUCUGGCGGCGGCCACGGCCGGAAUCGCCACGGGCACCGCCACGAAUCCGAUCUGGGUCGUCAAGACGCGACUGCAACUGGACAAAAACACGGCCAGCCAUGACCCAUCAAAAGGACGUCAGUACAAGAACAGUUGGGACUGCAUCAAACAGACCGUCCGGCACGAGGGCUUCCGGGGGCUGUAUCGCGGUUUGUCAGCCUCAUAUUUGGGGGUUACCGAGUCGACGUUGCAGUGGGUGUUGUACGAGCGAAUGAAGCUUUCUCUGGCCAGACGAGAAGCCAAGCGCCUGGCGCACCCCGGGUACCAACGAACAAUGCUCGACGAUGCCGAGGAAUUCGGAGGGAAAUUCUGCGCCGCGGCCGGCGCGAAGCUCUUCGCCGCCGUCAUCACAUAUCCACAUGAAGUGGUCAGGACGAGGUUACGGCAGGCGCCCACCAUGACGACCGAGACAGGCAGAGUUACAAUGAAAUACACCGGCUUGGUGCAGUGCUUCCGCCUCGUGGCUAAAGAAGAAGGGUUGGCUGGGCUGUACGGAGGCAUGACGCCGCAUUUGCUCCGGGCUGUGCCUGCAGCCGCCGUGAUGAUGUCGACCUACGAGAUUUUCUUGCGGAUCUUUGGGACAACCUCGUGA
Messenger RNA from Fonsecaea erecta, 1179 nucleotides. RefSeq lists its product as hypothetical. The record is from RefSeq and is a predicted model, not a curated record. Gene Ontology annotation, molecular function: pyrimidine nucleotide transmembrane transporter activity. The transcript has 2 exons. Lineage: Eukaryota; Fungi; Ascomycota; Eurotiomycetes; Chaetothyriales; Herpotrichiellaceae. The coding region runs from base 1 to 1179 and encodes 392 amino acids. Gene Ontology annotation, cellular component: mitochondrion. Gene Ontology annotation, biological process: pyrimidine nucleotide import into mitochondrion.